CGUAUAGUUUUAAGCAGGCCUUUCAUUAUAGCAUUUGUAUGAUAACAGUAAUCUAACAGCUGCUGGAAGGUGAAGCUGAAGGCUUUCCUCUCAGUGGUUCAGUUUGGAUCUAUCUGCAGGACUUCUGUCAGCUGUGUGCUGUUUGUUAGGCCAUGGGGAAAGGCUGCCGGGUCAGCAAGCUGUGCAUUCUGUCUGUGGUCUUAGCCCUGGUCUCAGUGGCCACCAUUGUCACGUUGUGGACCAUUGCCCUGACAGGUGACGUCACAGCUCCUUGGGACAGAUUUCGUCUUCCCACUGAUUUGGUCCCUGACUGCUACAACAUCACCCUGUGGCCUCGCCUCAGCCCUGAACCAAGUUCCGGCCUCUACAUUUUUACAGGCCAAUCCACUCUGAUAUUUAAGUGCGUGAGAGAAACUGAUCUGAUCCUGAUCCACUCCAACAAACUCAAGUACACUAAGCUGAACAACACACACAUUGCCAGGCUCAUCGCUUCAGGUGGUGGAUCUGCUCCCACAAUUAAAUCCUCCUGGCUGCAGUCUGAGACCCAGUAUCUGGUUAUCCAGCUGAAUAGUAAAUUAACUCAAGGACAGAAGUAUGAGCUGUACACAGAGUUCACUGGAGAACUAGCUGAUGACUUGGCAGGCUUUUACAGGAGUGAAUACGAGGAAGAUGGAGUCCGAAGGAUUGUUGCUACCUCUCAGAUGCAUCCAACUCAUGCCAGGAAGACCUUUCCUUGCUUUGAUGAGCCAGCUAUGAAAGCCGUUUUCGAUAUAACUCUCAUCCACCCCCCUGGAACUGUAGCUCUAUCCAAUGGCAUGGAAAAAGAUAUUGUUAACACCAGUAUCGAUGGAGUAGCUGUGACACAGACCAGGUUUGAACCAACCAAGAAAAUGUCCACCUAUUUACUGGCCAUCAUUGUAUCUGAGUACUCAAACAUCAGCGCUACACAAGGAGACACUCUGAUCCGUAUCUGGGCUCGCAGGACAGCCAUUGACCAGGGACAAGGAAACUACGCCCUCAAUGUGACUGGACCCGUACUGGACUUCUUCCAGAUGUACUAUAACAUCUCCUACCCUCUGAGCAAGUCAGACCAAAUUGCUCUGCCAGACUUCUUCUUUGGUGCAAUGGAGAAUUGGGGUCUGGUGACGUACAGAGAAACCAACCUUCUCUAUGACCCCAUGACCUCCUCCAACAGAAAUAAAGAGACCACUGCCACCAUCAUUGCUCAUGAGCUAGCACACAUGUGGUUUGGAAACCUGGUGACUCUGCGCUGGUGGAAUGAGGUCUGGCUGAAUGAGGGCUUUGCUUCAUAUGUGUCUUACCUGGGAGCAGACCACGCUGAGCCCAGCUGGAACAUGAAAGACUUGAUAGUACUUGAUGACAUCCACAGGGUGUUUGCAGUCGAUGCUUUGGCCUCCUCUCAUCCUCUGUCAUCUAAAGAAGACAGUAUCAUCCUGCCAGACCAGAUCACUGAGCAGUUUGAUGCCAUCUCAUACAGCAAGGGUGCAGCUGUGUUGAGGAUGCUGUCUGAUUUCCUCUCGGAGCGUGUCUUUGUCCAGGGACUCAGUAGUUACCUCAAUCACUUUGCCUACAACAACACAGUGGGGAAUGACUUAUGGCACCAUCUACAGAUGGCGGUGAAAGCCAAUAAUGUGUCACUUCCUCGCUCAGUUUGUGAAAUCAUGAACCACUGGGUGCUUCAGAUGGGCUUCCCUGUGGUUACUGUGAAUACUGCUACAGGGAAGGUAUCCCAGAAGCACUUUCUACUGGAUCCAGAGUCUGAAGUCGCAGUUGAAUCACCUUAUAACUAUAAGUGGGUGAUUCCUGUCAGGUGGAGGAAGUCUGGUGAGGUCCAGAGAGAUAUUUGGUGGCUGAUGGAAAAGGAAGUUAUAAACUUGGAGAUGAAGAGCGGUGAUUUGUGGGUUCUGGCCAACAUCAAUGUAACUGGAUAUUACCGGGUAAACUAUGACCUUGGAAACUGGGAUAGCCUCCUUGCUCAACUUCACUCAGGGCACCAGGUUAUACCAGUGAUAAACAGAGCCCAGCUUGUGGAUGAUGCUUUCAAUUUGGCCAGGGCUCAGCUAGUCCCCACUACUCUUGCUCUGAGGACAACUUCUUAUCUGUCUGCAGAGACAGAAUACAUGCCCUGGCAGUCUGCUCUGGAUAAUCUGAAUUAUUACUACCUCAUGCUGGACUGUACUGAAGUUUAUCAGCCUAUGCAGGACUACAUAAAGAAGCUGGUAACGCCCCUCUUCCUGCACUUCAAGAGCAUGACAUCAAAUUGGACCAAUGUUCCUUACGGACACACUGAUCAGUAUAACCAGGUGAAUGCCAUCCGAAUGGCCUGCAGCACUGGAGUAACAGAAUGCCAGAACCUGACCAACACAUGGUUUGAGCAAUGGAUGGACAGCCCUCAACGGAAUUUGAUCCAUCCCAACCUGCGUUCAGCAGUAUACUGCAGUGCCAUGGCGGCAGGAGAUAAGGCAGAAUGGGAUUUUGGAUGGGAACAGUUCAAGAAUGCUGCUGUAGCCAGUGAAGCCAGCAAACUCAUGUCUGCACUGGCCUGUACCACCAAAACACAACUGCUGGAAAGGUAUCUGUCUUACACCCUAAACUCAACUUUAAUCCGUAAGCAGGACGCCACCUCUGUCAUCACAGCUGUUGCCAGCAACAGAGUGGGACAGACCCUGGCAUGGGACUUUGUCAGGAAAGAGUGGGAAUACAUGUUUACACAAUAUGGUGUGGGCUCUUUCUCCUUUGCCUCUAUGAUCAGUGGAGUCACAGCAAGGUUCUCUACGCUUGAUGAUCUACAACAGCUGGAGCAGUUUGUGGAGGAGCAUAAAGCAGCAGGGUUCGGCUCUGCCACGCUUGCUGUGAAGCAGGCCUUGGAGAAAACCAAAGCUAACAUCAAGUGGCUGGAACGGAACAAGAAUGAGGUGUUGGACUGGUUCAACAGUCAGACUUGACAUCAUAGUCGCUAAGAGUGAGAGAGAGACCUGAAAGCUAUAAUGUUAUAUUUUUCUCCUCUACAUAAAGGACCAGUAAAGGACCCAGUUAUAAGGUGUUAGUACCACAGUAAUGCUCAUUCUCUUUUAAUGACACAGUGAAUAUGGUGUAUUCUUAUGUAACAAAACACAAAACAAGUUUUAAUAGUGUCCAAAUAACUCAGAUUUAAAGGUCCAGUGUUUAGGAUUUUGCAGAUUGCAACCCCUUUGUUUCACCCCCUCUUCCAAGCACGAAGGAAAACUACGGUGGCCACGAAACGUGCGAAAAAUGCAAAUGACCCUAUCUGGUGCCAGUGUUUCGGUCGUCCCUCCUGGGUUACUGUAGAAAUGUGGAGGUUCAACAUGGUGGUCCCCAUAUAAAAGGAGAUAAAAACGACCAUUAAGUCUUUAUAAAUAAUGUUAUAAGGAGUUCGGUCUAGACCUGCUCUAUUUGAAAAGUGUCCUGAGAUAACUUCUGUUAUAAAUUUGCUCUAUACAAAUAAAAUUUAAUUGAAAAUUUAA
Molecule: messenger RNA, 3506 nt
Organism: Dicentrarchus labrax (European seabass)
Lineage: Eukaryota; Metazoa; Chordata; Actinopteri; Moronidae
Product: aminopeptidase N-like
Exons: 23
Coding region: 153-2966 (937 amino acids)
Biological process (GO): peptide catabolic process; proteolysis
Cellular component (GO): cytoplasm
Molecular function (GO): peptide binding; metalloaminopeptidase activity; zinc ion binding
Source: RefSeq, a predicted model, not a curated record